UUUACAUUUACUUUCAAGAUGUCUACGAAACAGUCGGACAUUUUCAAGUUUAAUAAAUUUUUUUGGACAUUUUUCGCUCUAUGGCCCGGGAACAUACCAUACAAAUAUUACAAAUACUUUUCCUUUAUUUAUAUUACGAUCAACUUCAUUAUUUACAACAUUUUACUCUCGAUAAAUUUGAUUCAUACACCAAGAAAAGUUGAGUUACUUAUUCCAGAAAUGCUGUUUUACUUUACUGAAGUAACUAUAGCAGCUAAAGUCCUGAUGAUGUUUGUGUAUCGAAGCAAGGUAAAAGCGAUUUUGGAUCUCAUAGACUGCGAUGAAUUCAAAGGCGAUGAUCCUGAAACUAAGAGUAUUAUUAAAAAAGACAAUGCAAUCUACAAAAGAGGUUGGGUAACAUAUGCGAUUUUAGGCAACUUUGGAUAUUCAACUUUAGUAAUUUUACCAUUGAUAGCGAGUCUUAUUUGGAAAAAAAAAUUGGAACUACCUAUUUGUAAAUACUAUUUCCUUCCCGAUGAAUUCCGACAUAAGUAUUUCAAAUAUUUGCAUAUUUAUCAAUCAUUUGGAAAAUAUGGCCAUAUGAUGUACAAUGUGAAUAUAGAUUCAUUUAUUGCUGGUUUAAUGUUAAUAGCAAUCACUCAAAUGAAAGUACUUAAUUAUAAACUAACAAACUUGAAAGGGAAUGCCAGCUCCAAAGAGGAUAGAAAAGAACUGGAAAAUGCACAAAUCGUGAAACUGAAUGCAUGUCUGCGACAUUAUGACAUCCUUCUAAGAUAUUGUACGAGUUUUCAAGAUAUGUCGGAUGUAGUCUUGUUUGUACAAUUUGGAAUGGGGUCAAUAAUCAUAUGUGUGACAUUAUAUGGACUAUUAUUGCCAUCGAUUAAGGAGUCAACGAUGUUUAUGGUCUCUUAUGUCGUGGGAAUGUUAAGUGAAAUUUUUAUUCCUAGUUUUUUGGGAACACAAAUCUCUUAUCAGAGUGAAAAAUUAGUAGAUGCAGCAUAUAACAGCGAAUGGAUACCAAGAUCCGAAAAAUUUAAGAAGAGUUUGAAAAUUUUUAUGGAACGCGCUAAAACACCUAUUGUAUUAACAGGCCUGAAACUGUUCCCUCUAUCUCUGACGACAUUUAUUUGGGUUACAAAAACAGCAUAUUCCUUUUUAACACUUGUAAGAAAUGUUCAAGAUCGGCAAGAAGGAAAAAUCUAAAUGUUUUUUGUAAAAUAACGAAGAAAAUCUAUUGGACAUUACACGGCGCUGUCCAGUCCUAAACAAGUAUUAUGUGGGCAUUACAUAGAAAAAUAUUAGUACUUUACUUUUUUAAAUACAUAUAAAUUAUAUAAAAUACAUAUAUAUAUAAUUUUUAUAUACUAACAAAAAUUAUAUAUAUAUAUGGAAUUUCAUUGAGUUAGUACUCGUAUGUAUGUAUAUAAUAUAUCUUUGGGUAUAUAUGAUUUUAGAGAUUAGGUUUUCCUAAAUAAUUAAAUUUUACAGUCAUAUUUAAACUUAGUAACUUACUAACUUAGUGACUUUGCUUUUCUAGUAGAGUGGAAAAAUAUAUUUCUGAACUUAUCUUGACUGAUAUAUAUUAUUUUCAAAAAAAUUAUUCGCGUAAAAAAAAGGGAAAAAUUUACAUAGCAAGAACAGAUCAUGCAAAUGUUGGUGUAAUAAAAACUAUUCGUGUUUUUAUUAAAUUAGCUCCCGUAAAUAAUGAAUUAUGUAUAUUUUUAUGACAUUUAAAAAAUCGUCAUAUUAUUAUAUUUAUAGUAUUUGUUAUAUGUAUAAUAAUGUUAUUGAGAAAAAAAAAAAAACAAAUCAAUUGUAUAAAAUUAAACAAAAUUAGCAUAGAAUCAACACGAGAGUAAACUCUUUCGAAGGUUAACAGAUUAAUCAUCACAUUAGCAAAGAUAAUUCUUAUCAAAGUAAACUCGAAGUGAACACUUCAUUAUAAAAUCGAUUAAAUAAAUACAGAUGAAUUAUGAAACUCCUUCCCCUUCGAAGGUGGCUAUAAAUCAUUUACAUUUUGCAUAUAGAUAUAAAAUAUAAUACACGUUCGUAAGCUCAUACAUUGUACACUUAGUUAAUUAGGAACAUUGCAAUUAAGAAGCUUUUAAACUUGACGCUGUAAGUAUGUAUAGUACGCUGUAUCUAUUCCUUCAUAUUCUCUGUAAGUAAUAUUUACUUAAGGUACAAUCUAAGUGUUAUAAUACCUACAUAUAGUCUUAUAUGACUACCUAUUUAUUAUAAUCAUCGUUACUUCACUAUGCUAUUCCUAGUUCGGUAUAUUGUAUACGUAAUAUUGUAGCAAUUAAUACUGAAUAAAGCCUAUUAAUGUUAAACUAACACUAUAUAGUAUAUGUAAACCUUUAUUAUUUUAUUUUUAUUAAGAUGAGCAAAAUAAUAUUGCUUUAAAAUUCACUAGUAGAUACAGUAUUUAUCAGAGAAGACAGUUGUACCAUAUUUUUCCUGGCAAUAAACACAUUAACGUCUUUCUUA
Messenger RNA from Galleria mellonella (greater wax moth), 2490 nucleotides. RefSeq names its product odorant receptor 46a. The transcript is spliced from 5 exons. Gene Ontology annotation, cellular component: plasma membrane. Gene Ontology annotation, biological process: detection of chemical stimulus involved in sensory perception of smell; sensory perception of smell. Bases 19 to 1203 code for a protein of 394 amino acids. The record is from RefSeq and is a predicted model, not a curated record. NCBI's taxonomy places the organism in Eukaryota, Metazoa, Arthropoda, Insecta, Lepidoptera, Pyralidae. Gene Ontology annotation, molecular function: odorant binding; olfactory receptor activity.